Messenger RNA from Linnemannia hyalina, 1095 nucleotides. Lineage: Eukaryota; Fungi; Mortierellomycota; Mortierellomycetes; Mortierellales; Mortierellaceae. The record is from the annotation of a GenBank genome assembly.
AUGGCAACAGACGGCUCCGUUCAAGACGUUCCCUUCCCCCCAACCAUCGACGAGCAACUCGGCGAACACCUCCAACCCCACGAAGCAGAGUUCACGACCAAACUCGCAAACUCGAUCGAGCGCUCCAUCCACCUCCGCUACAACCCUGGAGAAGCCCGUCGAGACGUCCACGCCCGCGCCACGGGAGUCCUCAAAGCCAAGUUCCGAGUCCAUGACACCCUCCCUCCCCACGUCGCCAACAAGGGUGUCUUUGUCCCGGGCAAGACUUAUGAUGCAGUUUUGAGGCUGUCGAACGCUUCGGGUAAUGCUGCACAGACGGAUAAAGGGCAGGAUGGACGUGGGUUUGCGAUCAAGCUGUUGGAUGUUCCGGGCCAGAAGUUGCUCGAGUCGGAUAAGGAUGCGACGACACAAGACUUUGUAAUGAUUAAUCAUCCGAUUUUCUUUUCGAAUGAUACAAAGACUUACUUGGACCUCAUCAACAAGUCGGCCCCCGAUGCCACUACCCUCCAGAAGCUGACCAUCCCCUUCACGUUGGGACUCAAGGGCACCCUCAUCGCCGGCGAAUUGGCGUCGGGUAAGAUUGGAAACCCACUCCAGAUCCAGUACUUCUCUGCAGUUCCCUUCCAACUUGGACUGGGCCCCGACCGCAUUGCAGUCAAGUAUUCUGCGAAACCCGUCCUCGCCGACAACGAAAAGGAUCCCAUCCCACACGCCCACGCAGCAGACGACUAUCUCCAUCAAGCCGUCAAAAGGACCCUCUCCCCAACUGCCGCAAAACCCGUCGAAUUCAAGUUCAUGAUCCAACAGCGUGUAGGCUCCCAUAUGGACGUUGAGAACUCGAUGAAGGAGUGGUCCCAGAACGAGUCGCCUUUCCAAGAGGUUGCCACGAUCACCAUCCCGCCUCAGGACGUGGACUCGGAGGAGUUGAACAAGUUGGGCGAAAGACUUUCGUUCAACCCUUGGCAUUCGUUGCCGGAUCAUCGGCCUUUGGGAAGUGUUAACCGGACAAGAAAGAUUGUGUAUGAGCGAAUUUCGAGGGUUAGGGAUGAGAUGAACUCUGUCCCUCGCGAGGAGCCUUCCACCACUGAGGGCUAG